AUGAUGAUGAACACAUCGGUUAUAGUCAUUGUGUUCAUCUCAGUCCUCUGUUUUUUGUCUCUGCCCUCACCAGCCCUCUCAGAUGCCGAAUGCAAUUCCGAUGACCUGAAAGUGAUACAGGAAAUUCAAGCAUUCUGGAUAAAGUACAACGUCAAUCUCAACGCUGUCGGCUUUACAUACGAAUGCGACCGAGAUACUGGCCGGAUUAUUCAGCUCGAGGUUUUCAGCGGCAACAUCUCCGCCCCAAUCCCACCCCCGAUCGGAACAAGCUCACCGGAAGCAUCCCGGAAUCUUUUGGACACUGGGCCGGAACUGCACCCGACAUUUAUCUCUCCCACAACAAUCUCACCCGGCCCUGUUCCGGAAUCAUUUGGGAAUUUGAACUUCUCCAUCGAGAUUGACUUAUCGAGGAACCAACUCGACGGGGAUCCGUCGUUCUUGUUCGGGAAGAGCAAGACAGUUCAAUCCAUCGAUUUGUCGAGGAACAUGUUCGAAUUCAAUUUCUCCAAAGUGGAGAUUCCAGUAAACUUGACGUAUUUGGACUUGAGCCACAAUAAGAUCUUUGGGAGUCUUCCACAGGGGUUGACUGAAAUGAGGUUGGGAUCUCUGAAUGUGAGUUAUAACAGGCUGUGCGGUGAGAUUCCACAAGGUGGGGAAUUGCAGAGCUUCCAAUUCCAUGAGUAUUCUUUUCUACACAACAGAUGCCUCUGUGGCGCUCCUCUUCCUCCCUGCAAAUGA
This is a messenger RNA of Oldenlandia corymbosa var. corymbosa, 738 nucleotides long. The record is from the annotation of a GenBank genome assembly. Lineage: Eukaryota; Viridiplantae; Streptophyta; Magnoliopsida; Gentianales; Rubiaceae.